AUGGCCGUCCAGUCGCCGCCGGACGAGGUUGCGUUCCUGCAGUACACGUCGGGCUCGACCGGCCACCCGAAGGGCGUGAUGGUCGGCACGCGCAACCUCGUCGCCAACAUCGACGCCAUCGCGCAGGUGCGGAUGGCGCAGUCAGAGAUGGGCGCCCUCCCGGCAGAGGAGGUCGGCGUCGCCUCGUGGCUGCCGCAGUACCACGACAUGGGCCUCAUCGGAGGCUGCCUCUCCGCCGCGAUCCGCGGCUGGCGCGCCGACCUCACCUCGCCCUUCACCUUUUUGCAGCGGCCCGUCGUCUGGUUGCAGAUGAUCACGCGCAUGAAGGACACGCACCUCGUCCAGUGCACGGCGCCAAACUUUGGGUACGCGCUGUGCAUCCGGCGCGUCAAGGGCGACGCGCUGGCGAAGCUGUCGCUCGCGCACUGGAAGGUCGCGAUGAACGGCGCAGAGCCGAUCCGCGCGUCGACGGUGACCGAGUUCUCCGCGCGCUUCGCGUCGUGCGGCUUCGAGUCGCGCGCGUGGGCGCCGGUGUUUGGGCUGGCCGAGAACUGCCUGUACUGCUGCGGCCGCGCCGAGGAGACGGUCAUCCUGCAGGUGGACCGCGCGUGCCUGGGC
This is a messenger RNA of Emiliania huxleyi CCMP1516, 618 nucleotides long. RefSeq lists its product as hypothetical. NCBI's taxonomy places the organism in Eukaryota, Haptophyta, Isochrysidales, Noelaerhabdaceae. Gene Ontology annotation, cellular component: plasma membrane. The transcript has 2 exons. The annotation marks the transcript as partial. The record is from RefSeq and is a predicted model, not a curated record. Gene Ontology annotation, biological process: fatty acid biosynthetic process. Gene Ontology annotation, molecular function: adenylyltransferase activity.